AUGGUGUGUGGAAAGAGCUUUAGUCGGAGUGGACUCCUUAAAAACCAUCAUCAUAUUCACACAGGAGAGAAACCAUUUAAAUGUAUGGAGUGUGGAAAGAGCUUCAGUCGGAGUGGACUCCUUAAAAACCAUCAUCAUAUUCACACAGGAGAGAAACCAUUUAAAUGUAUGGAAUGUGGAAAUAGCUUCACUCACAGUGGAAAUCUUAGAAAUCAUCAACGGACUCACACAGGGGAGAAACCAUUUAAAUGUAUGGACUGUGGAAAGAGCUUCAGUUGGAGUGGAAACCUUACAAACCAUCAUCUGAUUCACACAGGGGAGAAAACAUUUAAAUGUAUGGAGUGUGGAAAGAGCUUCAGCCAGACUGGAAGCCUUAGAACACAUCAACGGACUCACACAGGGGAGAAACCAUUUAAAUGUAUGGAGUGUGGGAAGAGUUUCACUACUAGUGGAAGCCUUAGAAAACAUCAACGGACUCACACGGGUGAGAAACCAUUUCAAUGCAUUGAGUGUGGAAAGAGUUUCAGUGAGAGUGGAACACUAAGAAAACAUCAGCGGACUCACACGGGAGAGAAACCAUAUAAAUGUAUGGAGUGUGGAAAGAGCUUCAGUCAGAGUGGAAGACUUAGAAUUCAUCAACGGACUCACACGGGGGAGAAACCAUUUAAAUGCAUGGAGUGUGGAAAGAGCUUCACUGAGAGUGGACACCUUAGAAUUCAUCAACGGACUCACACAGGGGAGAAACCAUUUAAAUGCAUGGAGUGUGGAAAGGGCUUCACUAAUAGUGGAACACUUAGAAUUCAUCAACGGACUCACACGGGGGAGAAACCAUUUAAAUGUAUGGAGUGUGGAAAGAGCUACAGUCAGAGUGGACACCUUAGAAUUCAUCAACGGAGUCACACAGGAGAAAAACCAUUUAAAUGCAUGGAAUGUGGAAAGAGCUUCACUACUAAUGGAACACUAAGACUACAUCAACGGACACACACAGGGGAGAAACUAUUUCAAUGCAUGGAGUGUGGAAAGUGCUUCAGUCGGAGUGGAGAGGUUAGAAUUCAUCAACGGAGUCACACAGGAGAGAAACCAUUUAAAUGCAUGGAGUGUGGAAAGACCUUCACUACUAGUGGAACACUAAGACUACAUCAACGGACACACACGGGAGAGAAACCAUUUAAAUGCAUGGAGUGUGGAAAGAGCUUCAGUCAGAAUGGACACCUUAGAAACCAUCAACGGAUUCACACAGGGGAAAAACCGUUUAAAUGCAUGCAGUGUGGAAAGGGCUUCACGAAUAGUGGAACACUUAGAACUCAUCAAAGGACUCACAUGGGGGAGAAACCAUUUAAAUGUAUGGAGUGCGGAAAGUGCUUCAGUCGGAGUGGUGACGUUGGAAUUCAUCAACGGAGUCACACAGGGGAGAAAAAAUUUAAAUGCAUGGAAUGUGGAAAGAGAUUCACUGAGAGUGGAAGACUUAGAAUUCAUCAACGGACUCACACGGGGGAGAAACCAUUUAAAUGCAUGGAAUGUGGAAAGAGCUUCAUUGAGAGUGGAUACCUUAGAAUUCAUCAACGGACUCACAUGGGGGAGAAACCAUUUAAAUGCAUGGAGUGUGGAAAGAGCUUCACUAAUAGUGGAACACUUAGAAUUCAUCAACGGACUCACAUGGGGGAGAAACCAUUUAAAUGUAUGGAGUGUGGAAAGAGCUACAGUCAGAGUGGACACCUUAGAAUUCAUCAACGGAGUCACACAGGAGAAAAACCAUUUAAAUGUGUGGAGUGUGGAAAGAGCUUCACUGAGGGUGGAACACUUAGAAUUCAUCAACGGACUCACAUGGGGGAGAAACCAUUUAAAUGUAUGGAGUGUGGCAAGAGCUUCAGUCAGAAUGGACACCUUAGAAUUCAUCAUCAACGGACUCACACAGGGGAGAAACCAUUUAAAUGCAUGGAGUGUGGAAAGAGAUUUACUGAGAGUGGAAAUCUUAGAAUUCAUCAACGGACUCACACAGGGGAGAAGCCAUUUAAAUGUAUGGAGUGUGGAAAGAGCUACAGUCAAAGCGGACACCUUAGAAUUCAUCAACGGACUCACACAGGGGAGAAACCAUUUAAAUGCAUGGAGUGUGGAAAGGGCUUCACUCAUAGUGGAACACUUAGAAUUCAUCAACAGACUCACACAGGGGAGAAGCCAUUUAAAUGUAUGGAGUGUGUAAAGAGCUACAGUCAAAGUGUACACCUUAGAAUUCAUCAACGGAUUCACAAGGGGGAGAAACCAUUUAAAUGUAUGGAGUGUGGAAGUAGUUUCAGUGCAAGUGGAAAACUUAGAAUUCAUCAACGGACUCACACAGGGGAGAAGCCAUUUAAAUGCAUGGAGUGUGGAAAGGGCUUCACUAACAGUGGAAACCUUAGAAUUCAUCAACGGACUCACACAGGGGAGAAACCAUUUAAAUGCAUGGAGUGUGGAAAGGGCUUCACUAACAGUGGAAACCUUAGAAUUCAUCAACGGACUCACACAGGGGAGAAGCCAUUUAAAUGCAUGGAGUGUGGAAAGGGCUUCACUAACAGUGGAAACCUUAGAAUUCAUCAACGGACUCACACAGGGGAGAAACCAUUUAAAUGCAUGGAGUGUGGAAAGGGCUUCACUAACAGUGGAAACCUUAGAAUUCAUCAAAGGACUCACACAGGGGAGAAGCCAUUUAAAUGCAUGGAGUGUGGAAAGGGCUUCACUAACAGUGGAACCCUUAGAAUUCAUCAACGGACUCACACAGGGGAGAAACCAUUUAAAUGCAUGGAGUGUGGAAAGGGCUUCACUAACAGUGGAACCCUUAGAAUUCAUCAACGGACUCACACAGGGGAGAAGCCAUUUAAAUGCAUGGAGUGUGGAAAGGGCUUCACUAACAGUGGAACCCUUAGAAUUCAUCAACGGACUCACACAGGGGAGAAGCCAUUUAAAUGCAUGGAGUGUGGAAAGGGCUUCACUAACAGUGGAACCCUUAGAAUUCAUCAACAGACUCACACAGGGGAGAAGCCAUUUAAAUGUAUGGAGUGUGGAAAGAGCUACAGUCAAAGUGGACACCUUAGAAUUCAUCAACGGACUCACACAGGGGAGAAACCAUUUAAAUGUAUGGAGUGUGGAAGUAGUUUCAGUGCAAGUGGAGUUCUUACAAAUCAUCAACAAACAUGCACGGGAGAAACCAUAUAAGUGCUUGGGAAGUGAAUAGAUAUUCAGUUGUAGGGGAAAUCUUACAAACCGUCAAAAGACUUUGAUGGGUAAGAUAUGUAAGAGUGGAAAAUCUACAGGCUUUCAAUUAACUGAAAGAAGAGAAACUUUUUAAAUAGAAGGAAUGUGGAAUCUGCUUUGGUUAUUAUGGAAUGCUUUUUCGAGUGUAGAACCUCUCCGAGUUGACAGUUUCUCUCGCAUCAUAAACGGGAAAUCGAUCUUCAAUACAUGCUGUGUAUGUGAGCUUUGGUUGUUUGUAGGUAACAUUGUCUAGACAUGUAUUUAAAGUAAUGAAGGUAACAUUUCACAAUAGCAAGUAUAAUAUAAUAUUUAGUGUACUGUUAGAUAGGGGGAGUGUGUGAGUCUGGAGUGCUGCUUCUGAAUGAGGAUGGACAGCGAAACUCCUGUUAGCAAACUCCUGAGCAUACCUGGUGAGUCUCUCACCCUUUGCAGCAACAGACUUACUAUCCAAGUCAACAGGUAGUUUUCCUAAUGUCAGGUAGUUGUUUAUCUCGAACUAUGAUGGGAGGGCGUUCCACAGGGCGGG
Messenger RNA from Lacerta agilis (Sand lizard), 3754 nucleotides. Its product is annotated as zinc finger protein 208-like. Gene Ontology annotation, biological process: regulation of transcription by RNA polymerase II; central nervous system development. The record is from RefSeq and is a predicted model, not a curated record. The transcript is spliced from 3 exons. Gene Ontology annotation, molecular function: DNA-binding transcription factor activity, RNA polymerase II-specific; RNA polymerase II cis-regulatory region sequence-specific DNA binding. Bases 1 to 3189 code for a protein of 1062 amino acids. Gene Ontology annotation, cellular component: nucleus. NCBI's taxonomy places the organism in Eukaryota, Metazoa, Chordata, Lepidosauria, Squamata, Lacertidae.